Messenger RNA from Argiope bruennichi, 978 nucleotides. RefSeq names its product kelch-like protein 10. The coding region runs from base 1 to 978 and encodes 325 amino acids. The record is from RefSeq and is a predicted model, not a curated record. Lineage: Eukaryota; Metazoa; Arthropoda; Arachnida; Araneae; Araneidae. Gene Ontology annotation, molecular function: protein binding. The transcript is spliced from 2 exons.
AUGCGUGCAACAGCGUCGUUAUUAUUCGAAGACAGCUGCCAUGCUGAAGGUGUCCUACAAGCCUUGAACAAUCUGAGGAUUCUAGGCCUUGGCUGUGAUGCUGUCCUCAGCACUGAAGAUGGAGGUAUGUUCCGUGUACACAGAUCUAUCAUGUCCUGGUGCAGCACUUACUUUCGAACCGUCUUCACUACGUCACUGGUCGACACAAACUGUGGAGAUGGCCCACAAGUGCGGACCUUCAUCGUCAUCCCAAACGUAUCCGCCACGAUGCUAGAGAUCAUCAUUCAGUACGCCUACACCGGUGCGACGCCCGUUUCAGAAGAUAACGUGCAAGAAUUGUUGCCAGCGGCUGACCAGUUCAGUGUUCUGGGCUUGGUCAAUGCAUGCGUUGAUUUUCUUGUCAACAAUUUGGACCCGAAAAACUGUAUCGGAAUAUGGAGGUUUUCAAAAGAAUACUUUCUCUUAGACUUGGAAAAAGAGGCUUUCAGAUACAUUCUUGAUCAUUUCCUCGAUAUCGCAGAGCGGAGCAAAGAAUACUUAGAACUUUCGGUCUCUAAUCUGAAUAUUAUACUGAAAGAUGAUUUGCUGAACGCCGAAAAGGAAAUAUCUGUUUGGAAUUCAGUGAAACACUGGGUUUACUAUGACAUCGCCAACCGCAUGACUUGCUUGCCAAGUCUUUUGGCAUCGAUUAGAUUAGCAGCCAUGUCGAUUGAUAAUUUCCAAGGUCUCAUUAAGGACUCAAUAAUAUCCAAAAGUAUACAAUGUCGACCUUAUCUCGCCAAAGUAGCCAAAUUUAUAUUGCAAGAUCUCAAUGAAGCUGAAAAACAUGAUGAAAUAUGCGAAACGAAUGCUUUGUUCCAACCGAGGCUACCACGGAAUUUAAUUUUCUGCAUCGGAGGUUUGAAUCACUGGGGUCUUCCAUAUUUUUUCGAAGCCUAUGACAAUCGUGUAGAUUCCUGGAAACAGGUAGUAUCUUAA